Trypanosoma cruzi is the source of this 1077-nucleotide messenger RNA. RefSeq lists its product as uncharacterized. The record is from RefSeq and is a predicted model, not a curated record. NCBI's taxonomy places the organism in Eukaryota, Euglenozoa, Kinetoplastea, Trypanosomatida, Trypanosomatidae. The transcript has a single exon. The coding region runs from base 1 to 1077 and encodes 358 amino acids.
AUGGCACUUGUGUUUGCUGGGGCAAACUUUUCACCGAUGCGGUGCGGUAUUGUAGGCCGCGAGAUGAGAGGUGACGAGAGCGCCGAUGAUUUAUACCUUCCAGUAGAGUUUUUGGAUGACACACAGACAGUUUCUUCCUCGCCGCGAAAGGAGGACGGGCCCUGCGAGACGCAUGUCACCGACUGUAUCUGCCCAGGGAGUAUUGUAUUCACACGCGUAGGAAUUACCCUGUCCCUUGUACUUACUCCCCAUAGAAAUCGUGUCAGUGAAGGGACGAAAAUCGACGACACGGUGCCACGAGAAGUGGUUGUUUUCAGUGACAUCAUUGAUGUGGUGACGGGGUUUUGCCGGUGGGUAUCUGCCUCAACGCAACAGACACUGUGGUACUCUUUGGAGCUGCUGGGCGGCGCACACUGUGUCAUCUUUAGGCCAGACGAAACACGCGUUGCACCACCUCACGUCGGAAAUGGCACUGGCGGGGAAAUGGCACUGGAGGGGACUCUUCCGCCGUGGGUGCGCCGCAUCACGGCCGCCACUGAACAAAACGUUGAAACGGUUCUCUGGUCAGGCAGUGAUGACGACACUGCCAUGGAGGUUAACGACACGCCACGCUCUACCUUUUCUUGGAGGAGGCUACAGGUGGUGGACACUAAUGGGCAAGUGGGAAGUUCUCAAGGUGUUUUAAAGAGAAACAUGGGAAUUGAUGCGGUAGAGUGGGAGAUGCAACGGCAAAACUGCUUUUAUGAUGCUUUUUCCGCGCACAUGUCUUUAUUGCGUGAAGAAACUAUGGCAUGGGAAGACAUCCUUUUGAAGUGGGCAUCACCACUUGUACGCAUGACAACAUCAUUAUUACCGGCAGCUAUAGCAGCGGAGAGUUUGGGUUCCGCCACCAUUGCGCAAACAUCGCUGAGUCUACGUGGCUUGACAGCAACGCAAGAUGAGUCACAAGUAAGUGGGGAAUAUGGAAUGGACAUCACAAAUGAAGUGAUGCAGCUGUUGGCAAAGGAAGAAAAGGUGGCACGGAUGAAGUUUGCAAAGUACACAGCAGCCGUGCGGAAAGGUGGCUGCGGAAACUAA